CCUAUUCCCAAUUCUUCAAUCUCUGUAUCACUAUCAGAGCAGGCGCGGCCUUGGAAGAAAGAAAGAGAGGGAAAUGGCAGCGGCGUCGUUUAGGUGGAUACUGCAGUUGCACAAGGACGUACCAAAAGCCGCUCGCUUCUACGCCCAAGGCUUGGACUUCUCCGUAAAUGUCUGCACUCUCCGCUGGGCUGAGCUUCAGUCGGGCCCACUCAAGCUUGCCCUCAUGCAUUCCCCCAAUGACCAUGUGAUGCAGGAGGGGUACUCUUCUCUCUUGUCUUUCACAGUCCCAGACAUUAAUCACACAGUGACAAGGUUGAUGGCAUUAGGAGCUGAACUAGACGGUCCUAUCAAAUACGAAAUCCAUGGGAAGGUUGCGGCCGUGCGAUGUAUCGAUGGGCACAUGUUAGGCCUCUAUGAACCUGCCUAGGAGUUUCAGAAGCAAAGCCGUCGUAAAAUGCAACAAGCUGAAGACAUUGGUAUCUUUGAACCCAUUGAGAAGAUGUGAGAAGUUACACUUGUCUCGGAUUCCCUUCAAUAAUCCACUGUUUGAUCAACCAGAGAUCUAUUGGAGCUGCGUGCAUAGCUAAGAAAACAGUGUAUCCAUGAUUUAGAGGGAAACGGGUUCAUUUUAUGGUCUCAAUUACCUUCUCAUGCAGAAUGUAGAUGGUGUAGAAUUGUUUGAGUUGUUUUUGAAAUACGGGAGCAAGUCUAUUUGUAGACAAAUGAAAAGGCAAAUAGAAAUGCCAAGCGCAAAUUUGAAAA
Messenger RNA from Prunus dulcis (almond), 762 nucleotides. RefSeq lists its product as uncharacterized. Bases 74 to 427 code for a protein of 117 amino acids. The record is from RefSeq and is a predicted model, not a curated record. The transcript has 3 exons. Lineage: Eukaryota; Viridiplantae; Streptophyta; Magnoliopsida; Rosales; Rosaceae.